Molecule: messenger RNA, 1245 nt
Organism: Cutaneotrichosporon cavernicola
Lineage: Eukaryota; Fungi; Basidiomycota; Tremellomycetes; Trichosporonales; Trichosporonaceae
Gene: NTH1
Exons: 6
Coding region: 1-1245 (414 amino acids)
Biological process (GO): nucleotide-excision repair; base-excision repair; base-excision repair, AP site formation
Cellular component (GO): nucleus
Molecular function (GO): DNA-(apurinic or apyrimidinic site) endonuclease activity; DNA binding; oxidized pyrimidine nucleobase lesion DNA N-glycosylase activity
Source: RefSeq, a predicted model, not a curated record
AUGUCGGGUCUUCGCUCGACGCGUUCGGCGGCCAACAGCCGUGUGACGCUUCUGACGACCGAAACCAAGCCUGACGUCAAGCCCGAUGUCGAUGCCAACGGGUUCACCUCGCUGCGGAGAGCGACGCGGUCCACGACGCGCCCCGAACCCGAAGCGUCUUCGGCCAAGUCGACCGUCGACCUGUCAAAAUACUCGUAUGCUGAACCCGCGCGGAAGCGCGUAAAGCGCGAAGUCAAGGAGGAGGACGAGCCGUUGGUGGAGGUCAAGGACGAGCCUGUCUCUCCAGCGAGAAAGAGGAAGGAGAAGGCGGCAUAUCUCCCUGCGCGGGAGAAGGCACACCCUGAGCCCCCCAAGUGGCGGGAGCAGUACGCAUUGAUUGAGCGUAUGCGCGCCGGCAUCGAUGCGCCAGUCGAUACUAUGGGAUGUGAGCGGCCGCGCACCAUGAGAGACCUAGACGACAAGACGCUCCGGUUCCACAUCCUCAUCUCGCUCAUGCUCUCCUCGCAAACAAAGGACGCAGUGACGUCCCAAGCCGUCAUGAACCUCCACGAAUCCAUUGUAGGGGGAUUGACGGCCGCGACGCUCGCGACUGCGCCCGAGUCGACCGUAGCGGACGCGAUCAACAAAGUCGGUUUCUGGCGCCGCAAGACAGAAUACAUCCAGGCGGCGGCGCGGGCACUCGUUGCCCGUCCCGACGGCGACGUGCCCCAGACUAUUGAAGAGCUGUGUCAGUUGAAGGGAGUCGGGCCCAAGAUGGGUUUCCUGGCCCUUCAGGCCGCAUGGAAUAUAAACGCGGGCAUCGGUGUCGACGUGCAUGUGCACCGCAUCACGAACCGGCUGAAAUGGCACAAACCGCCUACCAAGACGCCAGAGGAUACUCGCGUCAACCUCGAGUCGUGGUUGCCGCCAGAGCUACAUCGACCGAUUAACCCGCUCCUCGUGGGCUUUGGACAGGUCAUCUGUUUACCUGUCGGGCCGCGUUGCGACAUCUGCCUCCUGGGCCAGCAGAAGCUGUGCCCGUCGCGCGUUACGGUGAACGCUGCGAACCGGAAAGAGAUCGCGUACCGCUUCACGGCAGACAGGGACGUCAAGCGCGAGAUCGAGGAGACUAAGCCAAAGGUCGAGAUUGCGUAUGAGGAAGAAGAGGAAGAGAAGCUGCGGCCGGCGGUGGACGAGGUAGACCGAGUAGACAAACUGGAAGGGGAGGCGACAGUCGACGCGAUAUCCGUCAAAAUCGAGCCGUAG